Vombatus ursinus (common wombat) is the source of this 8454-nucleotide messenger RNA. It is a transcript of the gene ATG2B, whose product is annotated as autophagy related 2B. The coding region runs from base 91 to 6315 and encodes 2074 amino acids. Gene Ontology annotation, biological process: autophagosome assembly; piecemeal microautophagy of the nucleus; reticulophagy. The transcript has 42 exons. Gene Ontology annotation, molecular function: phosphatidylinositol-3-phosphate binding. The record is from RefSeq and is a predicted model, not a curated record. NCBI's taxonomy places the organism in Eukaryota, Metazoa, Chordata, Mammalia, Diprotodontia, Vombatidae. Gene Ontology annotation, cellular component: phagophore assembly site; extrinsic component of membrane.
CUUCCUCGCCCCCCGCCGGCACGAUUCUGGAGCCCGACGGUUGUUGAGCCCCCGAGGCCGUAGCCUCCAGCAGCCAGCCCAGGAGCCAGUAUGCCGUGGCCCUUUUCGGAGUCCAUCAAGAAAAGGGCCUGCAGGUACCUGCUGCAGAGGUACCUGGGCCACUUCCUGCAGGAGAAGCUGAGCUUAGAACAGCUCAGCCUGGAUCUCUACCAAGGGACUGGAUCCCUUUGGCAAGUCCCCUUGGACAAAUGGAGUCUCAAUGAAAUUUUGGAGUCUGCAGAUGCACCUCUAGAAGUUACAGAAGGAUUUAUUCAGUCAAUUUCUCUCUCUGUUCCUUGGGGCUCAUUGUUACAAGAUAAUUGUGCACUAGAAGUGAAAGGGUUAGAACUGGUGUUCAGGCCUAGACCUCGAUUAGCAACUGGCUCUGAGCCCAUGUAUUGGUCAAGUUUCAUGACCAGCAGCAUGCAACUGGCAAAAGAAUGCCUUAGUCAUAGAUUAACAGAUGAACAAGGGGAUGGAUCACAGCCUUUUGAAGGACUUGAAAAAUUUGCUGAAACCAUAGAAACAGUUCUAAGAAGAGUGAAAGUCACUUUCCUGGAUACAGUUUUGAGAAUUGAACAUAUACCAGAAAAUUCAAAAACUGGAACAGCACUUGAAAUUCGAGUAGAAAAAACUAUGUAUUGUGAUGAAACUGCUGAUGAAUGCUCUGGAAUCAAUGUACAUCAGCCUACAGCUUUUGCUCACAAGCUACUUCAGCUUUCUGGAGUCUCUGUCUUUUGGGAUGAGUUUUCUGCAUCAGCAAAAUCUUCUCCAGGGUCUUCAACUGCACCAGUGGAAACUGAACCAAAACUUUCACCUAGCUGGAAUCCGAAAAUUGUUUAUGAACCACACCCACAACUCACAAGAAAUUUACCAGAGGUAGCACCCUCUACUCCUGUUCAAAUUGGGAGGAUGAUUGGUAGAAUGGAGCUGAGCCUUACAUUAAAGCAAAAUGAGGUACUUCCUGGAGCUAAGUUGGAUGUUGAUGGCCAUGUAGACUCAAUACACCUAUUCCUGUCGCCAAGGCAAGUUCAUCUGAUUUUGGACCUGUUGGCUGCUAUAGCUGGACCAGAGAAUUCUGGUAAAAUAGUGUUACCUGCUAAAGAUAGGAAAAAUCGUCCAAUGCAGCAGGAGGAUGAAUAUCGGAUUCAGUUGGAAUUAAAUCGGUGCUUACGAAGAGACUCCCUCUCAGUGGGUGCAUCAUCUGAGCAGAGUUUUUAUGAAACAGAAUCAGCUAGAACACCUUCUAGCCGGGAAGAAGAAGUUUUCUUCUCCAUGGCUGAUAUGGAUAUGUCCCAUAGUCUCUCAUCUCUUCCUCCUCUUGGAGAUCCCCCAAAUAUGGAUCUUGAUCUCUCCUUAACUAGUACAUUCACAAAUACUCCAGCAGGAUCUCCAUUGAGUGCCACUGUGCUUCAGCCAACUUGGGAAGACUUUCUUGAUCAGCAUAAAGAGGAACAACCAAUCAAAGGACCUCCGUUUUCAUCCAACUUAAUUCACCAGACAUCUUUACAAAGGACUUCUCUUCCUUCCAGAUCUGUUUCACUGGAUGAGUCCAGGCCUGAAUUUAUUUUUAGAUUAGCUGUGGGAACUUUUUCAGCCUCUGUACUUCACAUUGAUCCUUUAUCACCACCUGAAACUUCUCUGAACCUUAAUCCAUUGACUCCAAUGGCAUUAUAUUUCUUUAAUUGCAUAGAAAAGAUUGAUCCAGUAAGAUUUCUGGCACAUGAUUUUGCAUCUUUCAGAGAAGUGUUUGGAGAGGCUUGCUCUCAUGACCACCUUAGAUUUAUUGGUACUGGCAUCAAAGUAUCCUAUGAACAAAGGCAAAGAUCAGCUUCUCGGUAUUUUAGUAUUGAUAUGUCAGUUGGACAGAUGGAGCUUUUGGAGUGCCUGUUUCCUACUGAUUCUCAGACUGUUUCUACACACUACACGGAGCUUUUAAGGUUCCAUUCCAAAAAAGGAAGUGAUUUACAUCCCCUAACAUGUCUUCAGCUUCAUUAUAAACAUUCUGAUAAUAGAGGACCCCAAGGCAGUCAGGCACGACUUAGUUCAGUUCCUCAGAAAGCAGAAUUGCAUAUUAAAUUAAAUCCAGUGUUUUGUGAACUGGAUAUUAGUAUUGUGGAUAGGUUAAAUUCCUUGCUUCAACCACAGAAGCUUACCACAGUGGAAAUGAUGGCUUCCCACAUGUAUACGUCUUACAACAAACAUAUAAGUCUGCACAAAGCUUUCACAGAAGUUUUUCUGGAUGAUUCACAUACUCCUCCAAAUUGUCAGAUAUCUAUACAAGUCACUACACCGGCAUUAAACCUUGCUGUUCGCUUCCCAAUACCGGACCUUCGAUCAGAUCAGGAAAGAGGACCUUGGUUUAAGAAGUCACUUCAAAAGGAGAUCCUUCAUUUAGAAUUCAACAAUAUGGAAUUUAAGACUGAGUUUAUAGGAGGAUCAUCUCCAGAGCAAAUUAAAUUGGAGCUUACCUUUAGAGAGCUAUUUGGCUCAUUCCAAGAAGAUAAAGGAGAACCAUUAGUUAAGUUUUUUCAAGUGUCAAGUGGAAUAGAUGGAGAUAUAACAUCAUCAGAUGACUUUGAUUGGCCACGGAUUGUACUGAAAAUUAACCCACUAGCUAUGCAUUCCAUUUUGGAGAGAAUAGCAGCGGAGGAAGAAGAAGAGAGUGAUGGUCACUUUCAGGAGGAAGAAGAAGGAGGAGCUCAUUCUCUGAAAGAUGUUUGUGAUUUAAGAAGACCAGAGCCAUCUCCUUUUUCUUCUCGUAGAGUAAUGUUUGAAAAUGAACAGAUGGUAAUGCCAGGUGAUACAGUGGAGAUGACAGAGUUUCAAGACAAAGCAGUCAGCAACUCUCACUAUGUAUUGGAACUUACAUUACCAAAUAUUUACUUAACGUUGCCAAAUAAAAAUUUUUAUGAGAAGCUCUACAAUAGGAUCAGUAAUGACUUGCUCCUCUGGGAACCAACAGCUCCUUCACCUGUGGAAACAUUGGAAAAUAUUUCAUAUGGUAUUGGGCUCUCAGUAGCCAGUCAGCUGAUUAAUACCUUCAACAAAGAUAGUUUUAGUCAAUUUAAAUCUACAGUUCAUUAUGAUGAUGAGAGUGGAUCUGAGGAGGAGACUUUGCAGUAUUUUUCCACAGUUGAUCCAAACUAUCGUUCUCGUAGGAAAAAAACCCUCGAAUCUCAGAACAAGAACUCUCAGAGUUUUCUCUCUGUUCUUCUGAACAUUAAUCAUGGAUUAGUAGCAGUAUUCACAGAUGUAAAGCAAGAUAACAGAGAGAUGUUGGAAAGUAAGCAUGGUGAAUUCUGGUUAGAGUUCAAUAAUGCUUCAUUAUUUUUCGUGACAAAAUAUGAAGGUUUUGAAGAUAAACACUAUAUCUGUCUUCAUUCCAACAGCUUCAGUUUACAUCACCAAGGCAUGGUAGAUGGAGUGAUUCUUCCUGUUGAAGUACGACUUCCCACUCCAACUCGCCCACAUUGGUUGGAACCUAUAAUUUAUUCAUCAGAAGAAGAUGGUCUUAGUAGAACUUCAGAUGGUGUUGGAGGAGACUCUUUAAGUAUGUUGUCUGUUGCUGUUAAAAUCCAGUCUGAUAAAUCAGAGAUGAAUACGAAGGAAUUUCUCAUAGCAGUGGGACUCAAAGGAGCUACUCUCCAGCACAAAGUACUUCCUUCUGGACUUAGCUGGCAUGAACAGAUUUUAUAUUUCAUGAAUAUUUCUGAUGAACCUGUUUUGGGAUAUAAUCCUCCAGCUUCCUUUACAACCUUUCAUGUUCAUCUCUGGAGUUGUGCACUUGAUUAUAGGCCUCUUUAUUUGCCAACAAGAUCUCUUCUUACUGUGGAAACAUUUAGUAUUUCCAGUAGUGUUUCUUUGGAUAAAUCAUCAUCUACUCUCAGAAUUAUCUUGGAUGAGGCUGCUUUACAUUUGUCUGAUAAAUGUAAUACUGUGGCUGUAAACUUGAAUAGAGAUUAUGUUCGUGUGAUGGACAUGGGCCUUUUGGAAUUAACUAUCACAGCAAUGAAGUCUGAUUCUGAUGGGGACCAAACCCAGCCUCGCUUUGAGCUGCACUGUUCUAGCGACGUUAUUCACAUCAGAACGUGCUCUGAUUCUUGUGCUGCCCUCAUGAAUCUUAUACAGUAUAUUGCAAGUUAUGGUGAUUUACAUGCACCCACUAAAACAGAAGUUAAACCUGCAGCUGUCCAAAGGAAAACAAAGGUGGAUACCACUAGUUGGCCAUCUUCACGAGGCCCAGUACUUCCUGAAGCUGAUCAACAAAUCUUGAGAGAUUUGAUGAGUGAUGCCAUGGAGGAAAUUGAUACACAGCAAGUUUCUUCUCCCGUAAAGCCACAAUCUAAUGGUAUUUUGGAUGAGAAAUCACAAGCUCAGGAACCAUCAUCUUGCUCAGAUCUUUUCCUAUUCCCAGAUGAAAGUGGGAAUAUCUCUCAGGAGCCUAGUCCCAGCUAUGCUUCAUGCACUCAACACUUGAUUAAUGAUGCAAUGAUAGAUGUACCUUCAGAAAAUGAUGACUUUUGCAUUCUUUUUGCACCUAAAGUAGCCAUUCAUGAGAAGGAAGAAGAACCAGUAGUGAAAACAAUGGUUGAUGAUGGUAUUGUAAUAAUAGAGAAUCAUUUUAGUCUGCCUGUAAAAAAAACAGAUACUAGCAAAGCACCAUUACAUUUUCCUACUCCUCUAAUACGAUAUGUUGUUAAGGAAGUCUCUCUUGUUUGGCAUCUCUAUGGAGGAAAGGAUUUCGGAACAAUGCUUCCUACGUCUCCAGCUAAAAGUUAUGUUAGUCCACACAGUUCCCCCUCUCAUACACCCACGAGACAUGGACGUAGUACGGCAUGUGGAGGAAGAGGAAGGAAUUUUGACUUUUUAAUGGAAAUACAAUUGAGCAAGGUGAAGUUUCAGCAUGAAGUAUACCCACCAAGCAAACCAGAAUGUGAGUCCAGUCUCUUAGAACAUCCAGUUUCACGCCAGGUGUUUAUUGUUCAGGACCUCGAGAUUCGUGAUCGCUUGGCUACAUCACAAAUGAACAAAUUUUUAUAUCUUUACUGUAGUAAGGAGAUGCCUAGAAAAGCCCAUUCUAACAUGUUAACAGUUAAAGCAUUACAUGUGCGUCCAGAAUCUGGAAGAGCACCACAAGAAUGCUGUUUAAGGGUGUCAUUAAUGCCACUUCGACUCAAUAUUGACCAGGAUGCCUUGUUUUUCCUGAAGGACUUUUUCACUAGUCUUUCUACAGAAGUGGAACUUCUAAUGACUCCAGAUCCAGAAGUAAAAAAGCCGCCUGGAGCCGAUGUCACCUGCAGUUUGCCAAAGCAUUUGAGUGCCUCAAAGGAGCCAAACCUAGUUGUUUCUUUUCCUGGGCCAAAGCAGCAAUGCCAUAAUGGCAGUUCAGUGGAAUUGGUUAAUGGGGAGGAGGAGAAUUUAGCUGAAACAACACCAUUUAGUGAUCAACCUGUGUUUUUUAGAGAAUUUAGAUUCACAUCAGAAGUUCCUAUACGACUUGAUUACCAUGGGAAGCAUGUAUCAAUGGAUCAGGGUACAUUAGCUGGAAUUCUGAUUGGUCUUGCUCAAUUAAAUUGUUCUGAACUAAAGUUGAAGAGGCUUUUCUAUCGACAUGGUUUGCUAGGUGUAGACAAAUUAUUCUCUUAUGCAAUUGCGGAAUGGCUUAAUGAUAUUAAGAAGAACCAGCUGCCAGGAAUUCUGGGAGGUGUUGGGCCUAUACAUUCAUUAGUACAAUUAGUGCAAGGCCUGAAGGAUUUGGUCUGGUUACCAAUAGAGCAGUACCGAAAGGAUGGCCGCAUUGUAAGAGGAUUUCAAAAAGGAGCAGCUUCAUUUGGUACUUCAACAGCAAUGGCUGCUUUAGAACUAACAAACAGAAUGGUUCAAACUAUACAGGCAGCAGCAGAGACUGCUUAUGACAUGGUAUCCCCUGGUACAAUUUCAAUUGACCCCAAAAAGAUGAAAAGAUUUUCUCAUCAUCGCUUAGCACAUCAGCCAGUAGACCUGAGGGAAGGUGUGGCCAAAGCAUAUAGUGUCGUAAAGGAGGGUAUCACAGACACUGCUCAAACUAUCUAUGAAACCGCUGCUAGAGAGCAUGAAAACCGGGGAGUUACUGGAGCAGUAGGAGAAGUCCUUCGUCAGAUUCCACCAGCUGUAGUUAAACCUCUGAUUGUUGCAACAGAGGCAACAUCAAAUGUUUUAGGUGGAAUGAGAAACCAAAUUAGACCAGAUGUUCGACAAGACGAAUCACAAAAAUGGCGCCAAGGGGAGGACUAAUACUUCCAAUGUGACUCUUUAUGAAGAUAAUGAAAGUAGAAGUAAGGAAUGUGAUAUCCCAGUGGCAGCUUUAGAUGAAACUGAUUUAAAUUUACCGUGUUUAUCUCAGGAGCAGAAGCUUUUCUUAGUUAAGCAAUUUCAUAUCAAAACAACUUGUAGCCAAAACCUUUGAAGCAUUUUAGGGCAAGUUUGAUACUUGCCUUUAGAAAUGGCUCUUACUCAUUAUGUGUGAUGGCUAGUUCCACAUGUCUUGGGUCAUGUACUUGCUUUUCUUGAAACAUAAACCAUAGUUCUCUUAUGAUGGCUGAAGUGUUAUUAGAAGCAGCCCUUUUACAACACAUGGAAUUCAGAUGUCGUCUGAGCCCUUAAAGGUUACCUGUCAGUUGUUCUUCUUUGAUGUGUAAAAUCAAAAACAUCACAUGUUCAAAGCAUCCGUUUUGGUUGUGAGUAAUAGAAGCAAAUGGGAUUCUCAUUAGAAAUAUGUGGAAGACUGACCUCUGUUGAAAAAGUGAAUUUAAUAGUUAUAUUUUUAAGAACAACCUGUGAAUAUAUUAAUGUAACAUAGAUGCAUAUAUGACACAUAUGCAUACACACACACCCUUGUUUCUGAGGGAUUUUUGGGGGGGAAAAUGAUAAUUUUCAGACAUGUUCUAUUGUGUUGCACUUUAAAUAAUUUAUUCUGCAAAAUGUAUGGCUAAGUACAAGGUCGUGUGCAUUAUUCUUAUGUGAGUUAAAAACUUAAAAUUUUAUAAAGAUGAAUGAGUGUGAUGAAGAAUUUGGCAAAAAAUGUAUAUGUUUAUUUAACUAUAGAUGGAAUUUCUCAUUUUGUGCCUGACAAAAAAUCAUAUCUUUAGUUUUAUGCAGAUAGAGAUUUUGAGCUUGCUAGGACUGUGUGAAGUGGGAGGUAAGGAAGGUUGUUAUUUUUUGGCUUCUUUUGGGUGAACCAGUAGGUCAUCCUCCUCCUCAAAAUCUCAUUAAUUAUUUCAAAGUAAAAAAUUUAACAGGCUAACUGUAGUCACAUUUGAAUAAAAUACGUUUAUUUAAAAAUAAAAUUGUUUUAUGUGCUCCUAUAUAAUUUAUAGUCUUUAGAAUAUGUUCAGAGAAAUAAAACUUAUUUAUCCCAAGAUUCUUAGAAAAUCUUUCUCAGGACUUACUGGUUAAUAUCAAGUAAAUCACUGUCCAGGCAUAAAAUAGAAUUUGCUACCCAAAACAGUCUUCUUGGCUACACAUGUGUCUGACAUAAGCAUAAAAUAAUAAUUAAAUGUCUGGCCACCAUUUAAAUUUGUAAUAUGCUAUUUCAAAUUCUGUUAUUAGGAAUUUCAGAAUAUUUUUAAGUCAUAGGCUAGAAAAUUAGGUUGGUUUUCCAGUUAAGAAAUAUCAGUGUAAACAGAGGUCCAAAUCACUUUGAGAUAUUAAAAAAAUGAAUUUUGAAUCUUCACUUGUUUUUUCUCUCUCUCUAGAAAUUUUAAAAGAGGGAAUCUCAGAAUUUUUCCAUCGAUUUGUGCAUCAUUAGCAUAGUUUACACCAAUUAACUGCACAAGCACAGCACAAAUUUUGCCAAAUCUGACACCUAUUAAACUAUGUAGUUAUUAUAGCAUUUUGUUAUUAUUAAGAUUUAAAAUUUUUUAGGAGAAAUCCAGACAUGCUGCAUAUAAAAACCCCAGAAUAGGUCAUCCUUUUAAAGUGGAAUAUCAACUAACUAUAUAUCAGGUUAGUGUUUUAUCAAUUAUGAACUCAGUAAAAAAUGGAAGUGUGUUACUGUACAACUACGACAUUUAGUUUCCAUUCUUUUACUUGUCUCUAGUCUUUCUGUGGUCACACUAUGCAAAUACAUAGUCCAGAGGAAUAAAGGUCCACCUCUAACAUGAAUUCUUAAGUAGCUAACAAAAAUCUUUCAGAAAUUACUGUCAUAAAUUCUGCUUUAACAAGUAGUUGUAUAAUCUCCGGUUGUAUAGAACAGUAUUUGCACAUCUAGGCCAACAGUCCAUACUAACACAUCAGAGCAAAGGAGUGGAUAGAAUUUGUAAGUUAGUUUAAAUGAAAUGUACCUUUGCUAAAAGUGUGUAUAUGUACAGUAACUAUAUUUGAAUAUUUGUAUAAUGUUAAGCAUCUUUGAAUAAAACUAAGUGUUCUUCCAAA